AUGCAGCGGGUCAUUUCAGAUGGCAAGCAAGAUCUUGUGCUUCCUCAAAAAGAGGUGUCGGGCUUGGAGUUCGUUUGCUUGGAGAAGUGGAACCGGCAGCUCGUGAAGGUGCUGACAGGAAAGGCCCUGGACCUUAGGCCGGGGAAGGCUGCAGCAUCCGGCAGUCUCAGCUCGAAGGUUUGGGGGGAGAUCGUGGAGCAGCGACAGAAUGUCGCCAACCAAAAGCUCCAGGAAGCCCUCGAGGUUGAGGUCAAAGAUAAUACUGCCAAUGAAGAGAACAUCAACUGGUUCAAGAACGAGCUGGAUACAGAGGAAGCGAAGCCUCGGGUGACACGACGAUCCGGCAGCAAGAAGCGAGCCCGGGGUCACAGCAGCGACGAGGAGGCCGAGGGCGGCGAGGUUGAUGGGGAACAGAAGGACGAAGAUUAUUGA
Messenger RNA from Symbiodinium sp. CCMP2592, 432 nucleotides. Lineage: Eukaryota; Dinophyceae; Suessiales; Symbiodiniaceae. The record is from the annotation of a GenBank genome assembly.